This is a messenger RNA of Paramuricea clavata, 1348 nucleotides long. The record is from the annotation of a GenBank genome assembly. NCBI's taxonomy places the organism in Eukaryota, Metazoa, Cnidaria, Anthozoa, Malacalcyonacea, Plexauridae.
GGCUUAACAACGGAAAAUUUCUACGACGAAGCAAAAAGACUAUUCGGAAUAGCCAACAACACCUGUAACGAUACCAUAAGCGUCAGGAAAUUCUACAAAAAUAAAUUCGCAUUGGUAGUUGAUCUGAGAGCUGUUGACGACAACCAUGUCAUUGGAAGUGGAAAAAAGCUUCUUGGUGAUAAUCCCGGAAUUCUUCUAGAGAUCGAAAUCGACGGGAUGACCGAAGACAUUCUCUGUAACAUUUUUGUGUUAUCCGAUGGACUUAUAAACAUCAGCGAAAAGACCCUCCAAGGUAUUUGUUACUAAAUAAUAAAAGAUGGAACCAUUGGAAACACUAUUCAACAUGAUUAUUCUCGGAAUGACCGGAUGUGGGAAAACCUACUACCUACUGAAAAUGUUGGAGAACGAUUACAAAAACCACUUCGAGUAUAUAUUUCUAAUAUGUCCCACAUACGAAUGGAAUAAAACAUAUCAGGACUGGAAAUACAAUAAAGAUAAGGACUUUAUAGCCAUGCCCUGCAAACAGGAUGAUGUAAAUCCGUGCUUAGAAUACGUUUCACGGUUCGCAGCAGGAACGAACAGUCUAAUCGUCCUCGACGACUGUGCUACUAGUCAAUCCGUCAAAAACAGGACCAGCGAAUUGGUAAAACUUGGGUUUAGCGCUAGGCAUAUGGGAAUCUCAACCAUCGUUAUCACUCAACAACUUACGUCUAUUGCGAAACCCUAUAGAGAAAAUAUAUCCAAACUCGUAACCUUUUACAACCCAUGCACAAAAGAUACGAACAUCAUAUUGGACGAUUACCUGGCAAACACGGAAAAAGAAGAAAAAAAGGAAAUCAUUAAACGACUAGCUAGGCUGGAAAUACUAUUACGCCGUCCUUAUACCCACAGAACAAUUAUUCCGCAUAUUAAAUAAAGGAAUGGAAACCAAUUCGAAUCUGUAGAACCUGAGACUCCUAUCGCAAACGACCUAAGGCAAAAGCUACUGAAACUGGCUGACGCAGGUGAGAUUAAAUACACCGUAAAAUAUAUCAAAAAGGCAUCCGGAGGAACUUUGGAAAAUAUAUACAAAGACUACGAAAGGCAGCAGCUGGAGAACACAAACAACCAACUAGCUUACGUAAUCAUUACCAAGUUUUCCGAACUCAUGGAGGCGUUGGACGCUGUUAAGGAUGCUGAAGGAAUGAAAAAAGAACUGGAGGAAAACGAUCUGCUUAGAAAAGACAUAAAAAACCUCGUCAGUUACGUAACACCAUACAUCCCACUCAUUGGAAUACUAAGUGGUGGAAUCACCGUCGGAAAGCACGUGAUCAGUACAAGGGCAAGCUGUUUGGAAAAGGAGGAAUGA